Molecule: messenger RNA, 870 nt
Organism: Mycetomoellerius zeteki
Lineage: Eukaryota; Metazoa; Arthropoda; Insecta; Hymenoptera; Formicidae
Exons: 1
Coding region: 1-870 (289 amino acids)
Molecular function (GO): zinc ion binding; nucleic acid binding
Source: RefSeq, a predicted model, not a curated record
AUGUCAUUGUUAUUCGAGAAGAGAGACAUUAAGGGCGUCAUCGAUGGAACAAUCGUAAAGCCGGAAGAAACGCAACUCGAGGCAUAUAAACUGUGGCGCAAGAAGGACAGCGAUGCACGGUACUAUAUUACGUCAACGAUCGACAAGCGUUUCACGAAGCACAUUCUCCACUGCAAAACAGCUACGGAAAUGUGGGAAAAGAUCUGCAAUAUCUUCGAAAGAAAGUCAGCGGCUCAGGUAACAAUGUUGCAAAGAAAACUUCAUAACCUUAAACUCGGUUCUGAUGAAAAGGUAAGCGACUAUGUAGCAGAGGCUCGUAAUUUAACAGCACAACUCGAAUGUGCAGGCGAUAGAGGUGUUUCAGAUGACAUGCUGCAAACCAUAAUUAUCGAAGGGCUACCACCUGUAAAAUACAGUGGUUUUCUGUUCGGCUGGAAUAGUAAACCGAAGGCAGACAAAACGUUACUUAACCUAGAAACGGAAUUGAUAGCAACAGAAGAAUUCAUAUCCAAUCAGGACGAGGAAGUUACAGCAAUGACAGCGGCGUCAACACAUAAAGGUAAAGUACAGAAAAGAUCUACAGAAAAAGCUUUCAAAAGAAAAUUUGAAGGUCAAUGCUUCUAUUGUAAGAAAGUAGGACACAAAAAGUUGGAAUGUGGAUUUAAAAAUGAAAGGACGAAAAAUGAGACGAAGAAACCAGAUACAUAUAGCAAGAAUACAAAGACUAGAGGGACAGAUAAAGAGCAAGAUGAAACUGAAGACGCAGUAUUACUUGCACGGACUCAUGUAACCGAAGCAGGGAGUGAGCAAGUCUGGCUGGCUGACAGCGGAGCAUCUUAUCACUUGACCGAUCAUUGUUCGAGAACAUGA